Molecule: messenger RNA, 1257 nt
Organism: Penicillium subrubescens
Lineage: Eukaryota; Fungi; Ascomycota; Eurotiomycetes; Eurotiales; Aspergillaceae
Product: WD40 repeat domain-containing protein
Exons: 4
Coding region: 54-1157 (367 amino acids)
Biological process (GO): negative regulation of transcription by RNA polymerase II
Cellular component (GO): transcription repressor complex; nucleus
Molecular function (GO): protein binding
Source: RefSeq, a predicted model, not a curated record
CCCGUGGAUAGUGAAGAGAAAGAGACAAUCAAGAGAGAGCUUUGGUUUCUAAGAUGACGACCUCUUCAAACCGUGAUCACUUCUUCCAGACCUCUGCUGCCUUAGAUGACCAGGAGCGGAAAGAAGCCAAGUCCAAAAAUGACAAUGGCAAUCCCAUCAAGACACAGAGCAAGAUUCUAGCUGUCUACCCAGACCCUUGGAAUCAAGGAUCCGUUUAUGUUGCGCAAAGUAGUGGCGUGGUGAGGAGGGUCGUGUUGGCGACAGGUGAGACUGCAGCCCUCUACAAGGGCCCCGAAGCUCCAUUGACAAGCCUAUGUCUCAGCCCUGACGGAAAGCUGCUGUUUGCCGGCUGCUGGGAUAAGACCAUCUGGAGCUGGGACGUGGUCUCCCGACAGCCUCGGCAGAGGUACGAAGGACACAGUGACUUUGUCAAGUCUGUGAUUAGUGCGAGGCUUCAGGGCCAGGAUGUGCUGAUCUCCGGGGGUGCGGACGCCAAAAUGUUUGUCUUCGACAUUGCCAGCGGCGAGCGGACCGAGACAUUCAAGGGCCACCUCCGCGGUAUCUUGGACCUUCACAUUGACCCCGAGACGGAGGAAGAUCAGACGACUGUCUUCAGUGCUGGAAGUGAUCGAGAAAUCCGUCAAUUCAAGCUCGUUGGUGGAGGCGACGAGGCCGAGCCCCUUCUUCCACACGAAACCAGUGUGAACAAGCUCUUCUUUGAUGCAGAUGGUGAUAUGUGGACCGCGUCCGCUGAUAAGACGGCAAAGUGCUUGGUACGAGCUGAUAGCUGGAAGGCUAACCUCACCUUGGAGCAUCCUGAUUUUGUGCGAGAUAUCCUUGUCUAUGAGGCUGGAGGCUGGGUGGUAACUGCCUGUCGCGACGAGGAAGUUCGAGUAUGGAAUCGAUCGACUGGUCAACUUCAUCACACCUUCUCGGGCCAUUUUGAAGAAGUUACUGGCCUGGCACUGGUUGGGUCAACUGUUGUUAGUGUGGCCAUUGAUGGCACCAUUCGGCAAUGGUCUCUUCGGCCCGAAGAACUGCAGCAGGCCGUGGACUUGGCUAAAAAUGGCCCCACGGAAGAGGAAGAACCGAAUGCUGAACCCAUGCUCACAGAAGAGGAGGAGCGGGAGUUGGCUGAGUUGAUGGGUGAUGAUUAGACAUUGCGUUAUGAUACCCCAGACUAAGAUAUGAAGACGUGCAUGAUAUAGUGUGUUAAAAAACAUUGACAGAGUCCUAAGCUCACAGAGAUGCCUUGCU